AUGAGAAAAACAUCAAGCGAAAAUAAUGCUGAUUCAGAGUUAAGUUCAGCUUCUAGAGGAAAAUUUAAAGGAAAAGAAGAAAAAAAUGAAGAGAAAUUAAGUGAUUUCAAUAAAGAAAAGAAAAAGAAUGAAAAAAAAAAAAAUACAAAUAAAGAGAAGAAAACAUCUACUACAAAAAGGACGGGAACAUGUAAAAAUAAAAUAAAAUUUUUAGUAGAUAACAUAAUUAUAAUACUUAUUAUUUUGUCAUUUCUUCUUUUAAUAUCCUUUAAGUAUCUUGAAGAACAAUAUUCCAUCGAAUCUUAUCUUGAAGAUGAAGAUACUUUUGAUUAUUACGAAGUUUUGAAAUGCAAAAGAGGUGAUGAUAUUCAAAAAAUAAAAAAGAAUUAUCGUGAUUUAUCUAAGCAAUAUCAUCCAGAUAGUAAUAAAAAUUGCAAAGAUUGCGAAAAAAAAUUUCAAGAAAUAACAAAGGCUUAUAAGACACUGUCAGAUGCUAGAUUAAAAAAAGCAUAUGAUAAUUCUAAGGGAAAGGUUUUAAAAUUAAUUGAAUCAAAUAGUAUUAAUCUAAAUGAAAAAAAUUUUACAGAUUUAGUAGAAAACUCUAGUGAUUAUUGGAUAAUUCAGAUUUAUUCUGAUACAGAUAGCUUAUGCUUAAGUUUCUCAAGAAUAUGGGAAGAAAGUUUUGAUAAAUAUCACGAAUAUAUAAAAUUUGGUAGAAUAAAUAUAUCAACUGAUAAAAAGUUAGUAAAAAAAAAAAUUCCUUUUAAUGUUAAAAUAUUUCCUACCAUUUUUAUAUUGUCUCCUGAUGGUUCUUAUCAACUGUAUUCAAAUAUUUAUAACUCCACUUCUAAAGAUUUUCAAAAUUUUAUUUUAAGUAAUUAUCCUAACUACAUAUUUAAUUUAACCAUUUUUAAUAAAUCUUUUCAAAAUAAAAAUGAAUUACAAGUUAGGCAAACACACAUAGAUAAAAAUCACAAAGUAAUAUUAUUAACAAACAAAACAAAACUAGGUCUUCAAGUCAAACAAGUAACUUAUAAAUUUCGUAAUAUUUAUCCAACAUAUGCAAUUAAAUAUAAUGAAAUUGAUAGUAUUUUAAAUGAUUCUAUUAAAAAAUCAAUAAUAGAUUCAUUGAAAGUAUUAAGUAUUAAAAAAAAUGAAUAUAUAAAAGAAAAUGAAAAUUUGGAUUAUUUUUUAUUAGUUAAUAAUAAUCAAGUAAAAGCUAUAAGAAGAAUUUCCCCAAGUAAUAUUAAAAAUGUAUAUUAUGAUGCUUUAAAAAAGAAUUUUGUAGAAGUCAAUUCAAAUAAUAUUGAUGCAGUUUGCUCAACGGUAGGUUCAAGGCAUACCUAUUGUUAUGUAAUUUUUAUUGAUAAUUUAGAAGAUGAAAAAGCUUUAAAUUAUAUAAAAAAAAGUUAUCAACAUAUAAACAAUUCUUAUAAUGAAUUUGUAGCAAAGUUAGGAAACGAAGAAAAUGAUGAACAGUUUUUCAUUCAACCAGUAUAUGUAUUAAAAAAGCACUUAACGAAAAAAUUUAUAAAUUUUAUAAAUGAAAAAUCCAUUAAUAAAUAUGAUUCGUUUUUUCUUGAUUUUUCAUCCAACACAUUUGCUGUUAUUAAUGAAAUUAAAAAUUUAAGUGAUUAUUCUCAAAAAAAAGAUGACGUUUCUUUUCUUGAGAAAAUAUACAAAGAUAUCGAAAUAUUAAACUUUGAAAAAAUACCUAAAUACUGUUUGCCAUUCAACGUUAACUGUUUAUAUAACGUAAAAUCAACUUUAUUUUAUAAAAUUUACAACAUUUUUAAAAGAACAACAAAAAUGCAAAUUAUGAUAUCUAUAUUAAUUGCAUAUGUGUUAUUACCAUCAUUUAAACAAUAUGGAAGAAUUAAAUAUGUUUUUUUAACAUUUUCAAUAGUUUUAUCAAUUUUUGCAAUAAAUUUAAAAGAUUUGUUUAUGUUGUUUUCGAAUUAG
Messenger RNA from Plasmodium relictum, 1962 nucleotides. Its product is annotated as DnaJ protein, putative. The coding region runs from base 1 to 1962 and encodes 653 amino acids. Gene Ontology annotation, molecular function: Hsp70 protein binding. The record is from RefSeq and is a predicted model, not a curated record. Gene Ontology annotation, biological process: cellular response to misfolded protein. The transcript has a single exon. Gene Ontology annotation, cellular component: endoplasmic reticulum membrane. NCBI's taxonomy places the organism in Eukaryota, Apicomplexa, Aconoidasida, Haemosporida, Plasmodiidae.